AUGAUCCGCUCCGCUUUAAUCAAAAGACCCCCACUAUUUCUGUCUCGACGCCAGCACUCGUCUGUGACAACUGCAGGCUCUGCUUUGGAUGCAUAUAAAAUCCAAGCAUCGGUCCCGAGACUCUCACUACACCUGCUUCCUGGCGAACAGGAGUCUGCCGAAGACCCACUGGUGCGCUACGGUUAUGUGCGCCAAGUCUCGGCCGGCAGCUACCAUCUGCUGCCACUCGCGCACAUGGUUCAAUCAAACAUUGCAGACCUUGCACGCCGUCAUAUGGUAUCUGUUGGCGGUGUCGAAGUGUCGCUGUCUUCUCUCUCGAGCCCGGCGCUCUGGGAACGCACGGGUCGCGCGGCCAACACAGAGCUGUUUAAAAUCAAGCAUGAGGAUGGUACAUCAGGUGAAAGUGAAUCUGCUCGUGUGCAAUAUAUUCUUGCCCCUACUCACGAAGAAGAAAUCACAAAUCUUGUGGCUACAAAUAUCGCUGCAUCAAGACGCAAACUUCCGUUAAGACUCUUUCAAAUUACCCGCAAGUACCGCAACGAAAAGCGGCCACGAGGUGGACUCCUUCGUGGACGUGAGUUUCUCAUGAAGGACAUGUACUCGUUUGAUGUUACCCAGGAUGAUGCACACCGUACUUAUGAUGAGGUUGCAAAUGCAUACCGCGCAUUUUUUGAAAGCAUUGGCGUCCCAUUUGUGGUUGCGGAGGCCGACUCAGGGUCUAUCGGUGGCUCACUUUCCCACGAGUACCAUUACCUUUCGCCGGUCGGCGAAGAUAAUGUGGUAACAUGCCACACAUGCAAAUACACUGCCAAUGUCGAGAAGGCUCUUGCGUUCCCACCUGAGGAAGAGGAUGGUGCAUUUAUGGGUGAAGCGGCAGUACAAUACUUUUUGAGCGACGAUAAAACAACCCUGGUGGCCGCAUACUACCCCCCAGACCGCGAGUUUAGCCCUCUGCAUUUGCUCGCCGAACUUCCGGAAGAUACCAUCAACGCCGAGGCCGAGUCGACUGGCAUUGAAGUUGCUGAAGAGUUUGCUACUCAAGCCAAGGCUGAUGACGACGAGGGGCUUUUUACUCGCCGGUUGAUCCGAGUCAUGGACGCACGACUCUCGCGUGAAACAAACCUCCCCAGAUUGCCCUUCCACGCAAAUAAAGGCACAACCACAACCAUGGUGGACGUGCCACUGGUCAUGGCACAAACCGGCGACCUGUGUCCAUCUUGCGAUGAUGGUAAGACCCCACUGGCCGUCGCCAAGGCGGUCGAGAUUGGCCACACUUUCUAUCUUGGCACAAAGUACAGUGCCCCCCUCAAUGCAACGGCCCGUGAUCCUGUGUCUGGGAGCCUUGUUCCCAUUGAGAUGGGCUGUUACGGCAUUGGAAUUUCGCGGUUGCUUCCCGCCAUCGCCAGUAUCACUGCUGACGCUGAUGGUCUUCACUGGCCCGUCUCUAUUGCGCCGUAUCAUGCAAUCGUCGUAUCGAAAGAUGCAGAGGCUGCUACAACCAUUGUCAAGGAACUGAGGGCUGCUGGGGUUAAUGCUGUGUGGGAUGAUCGUGAGGAUGUGUCAUUUGGCGCUGCUAUGCGCGAUGCUCGUGCACUCGGAUUCCCUGUGACUUUGAUAGCUGGUAAACAGUAUGAAAAGAGCGGUCUUGUAGAGCUACAGCCCAGAGACUUGUCUGUGCAGCAACUUAAAGAAAAGAGAGGUGAUGCUGCAUUCCAAAGUUCUGUGAAAGAUUUGCCUGCCAAAAUCAAAGAGCUUCUUAAGUUGUAA
Magnusiomyces paraingens is the source of this 1767-nucleotide messenger RNA. RefSeq lists its product as uncharacterized. The transcript has a single exon. NCBI's taxonomy places the organism in Eukaryota, Fungi, Ascomycota, Dipodascomycetes, Dipodascales, Dipodascaceae. Bases 1 to 1767 code for a protein of 588 amino acids. Gene Ontology annotation, biological process: prolyl-tRNA aminoacylation. The record is from RefSeq and is a predicted model, not a curated record. Gene Ontology annotation, molecular function: ATP binding; proline-tRNA ligase activity. Gene Ontology annotation, cellular component: cytoplasm; mitochondrion.